AUGGCUAGCUCAUAUUCAACUCCCAUGAUACCGCAGUGCACAGUGGCUGAGAAACGAUGGCACCAAGCUUGGGAAUCACUGAAGAAGGAAGAUAAAGACGAAAUCAAACUAGACCCCACUCGAACGGGUUAUUUGGAUAUUCUCCAAGAUAUCCACAAUCUUUCCAUAAAGAAAAAGCAAUUGUGCAUAGAAAAAGCUUGGAAAUACAAAAAGAACAAUGGCACAACUGUGAUUAUUCGAGAUCUCUUCGAAAAAAUCCUCUUCUGGGUGAACAAAGUAAAGGAAGUGGGAGACGUUAUCGCUAGUUACGACCCUGUACGAUUGCUUCUUACGAUUGCAAUUGAAGAUAGUCAGUCGCUUGGGAAUUUAAUCGAAGGGUUGGAACAAACCUCAAAGUUGAUCGCUCAGUGCAAGGUGCUCGAAGAUCUGUACUCACAAUCUACUAGUGAUGAAACGGGCUUUGAUGGAGCCUUGCUGGAACUUUAUGUGGCGAUUUUGACAUUUGAAUCACAUGCAAUUCAAAUAUAUAGAAAAAGCAAGCCAAACCGUCUAAUCUCGGCAAUCAAAUUGCCCUCGAAUAGAUUACAAGAUGGGCUUAAAAUGGUAUGGGCUAAACAUCAACGAGUUAUAGAUUGUACCAGAUUGAUUGACGCUCAAUAUAUUCGUCAAUUCGAAGAUAUUCUUCGACAAUUUGAACAACCAAUCGCAAGAAGCGCAACAUUUUUGCAGGACUACCAAGAUUCUUUAGAAUUCCAAGAGCGCGAGACGUUGUUGAGAUGGCUCUCAACAAUACCGUACCGAAAGCAUCACAAAUUAAAGCGGAGCGAGCGCCUUGAAGGCUCUUGCGAAUGGCUUCUAAAUUCGGCAGACUACAUCCAGUGGAAGGAUUCAAGUGUAUCGUCUAUACUAUGGCUUAAUGGAAUAGCCGUCUGUGUCAAGAGUCUUCCAGCAUGGGGAACUGCGGCUCCAGUUGCAUAUUUCUAUUGUUCUCGCGACACUGCAGAACCUGAGAGAGCCAAACCUGAAGAAGUUCUACGUAGUAUCUUGGAGCAGGUAUCAUCAAACACCGCUAAUCUUCCAAUCAGAAAGCCUGUUGUUGAAGUCUACAAAAAGUUGAGAAAAGAGAACCGGGGACUCUCUCCUCAGGAGCGCUUGAGCUUGGAUGAGACUACCGAAGUGCUUCUUAAAAUACUUCAAAUAGAUCCUUUCUACGUGGUGAUCGAUGCACUGGAUGAAUGCGACCCUAGUGAGAGAUACAGCCUUAUUGAAUCUUUGAAAACUAUCAUUGAUGAAUCUGCCAGUGUUGUCAAGGUUUUCAUUUCGAGCAGGAGAGACUAUGACAUAGUCAGUCAACUUGAAGAGUCACCAUGCAUCUUAAUUCAACCUAGUCAUAUUUCUAAAGAUAUUGAGGAUUAUGUCAUGAAGGAAGUUUUUGAGGCAAUAGAAAAGAAAAGGAUAGUCAAAGGAAAACUAUUACCCGAAGAAAAGAAGAAAAUAGAGCAGCAAAUAGCUCAGGCCCUUAUUGAUAGAUCUCAAGGAAUGUUUAGAUGGGUGACUUUGCAGAUACAGCAACUGUGUAAGCAGGUUAGGGUUAAAGGUGACAUUGAUAGUGUUCUCAGAAAGCUUCCGAAAUCACUUGAAGAAUCUUAUCAUCUUGUCUAUCAAGACAUUAUGAGCAUGAAAGAGCCAAGUCAGAAAGCCGCCAUCAGGACAUUACAGGUGUUAUUAAGUACGAGGCGGAAACUCAGUCAGGAUGAGAUGCUCGCCGCAGUCACUGUUGAUAUUGACAAAAACGAAGUCCUAGUCUCUACAGUCAACGAGUUAAUAGAUGUUUGCUGCAAUCUGAUAAUCUUUGAUGAAGAAGAAGAGAUUUUACGCUUUGCACAUCUUUCAGUUCGAGAAUUUCUGGAAAAAUGCGCCCCAAGAGAUUAUUUCAGCAUCCAAUCCAGAGAGUUAUUCUUGUUGAAUCGAUGUCUCUACGUCUUCUUGCACCAAUCUCGCCAUACCAUGGUUUUCGGAGAGCAAUCAGACGAAAUAACUCUUCAGAAUAGAGAAUUUAUAUCAUAUGCCAAAGAGUACUGGCACAAGCAUUAUAAAAUAGCGCAGCCUAAUCUGGUAACUAGCAGAUUCUUGAAAGAGUUUAUCGGUGAUGAUCUGGAUAAAGGCUAUAGUGCAUCACUUAAAGAGUGGGUCGAAAGUUUUAGACUUGAUCGUGAUCCCCGGUCGAAAUCCUUGAGGAUUAGAGAGUACCAUAUCACUAUGAGAGAACCUCCAUCCAUCUUGGCCGUAUCCUGUAUUUACGGGCUGAAGUCGAUUGUCAUGACUUUACGGCCAUACCAACAUGUUGAUUGGAAUGCGCCUAUGGAAGAUACCUACAGGAACAUAUAUUAUCCAUUGGUAUACGCAGCUAAGGGGGGACAUGACAUGAUCGUUAGACAAUUCUUUAGCAAAUACAGUGGUCACUAUUCAAAAGGCAGUCCCGGGCACAGAAUCAUUUUCAUGAGUCUCGGUGAAGUUAUCCAGGCCUCACACAUUGAAGUCGCGAAGACUCUACUUGACUGUGGCAUGAUAAAUAUCAAUGAUCCCCUCACGGGAAACUUAAUAUAUCUAUACGAAAGUCAUAGUCUCCUUAAUAUAGCUGUUCAGAACGAUGACGAAGAAAUGGUCAAGGUCCUACUUCAUUAUGGAGCAGAUUUGAACUGUGAAACAAGGAGUGUUCUUCCUUCUGCCAAGGGCGUCAAUGAACUUGAAAUCCUGGAAGCCGAUUACGAAAGUGCCUACAAACAUGCCGUUCGAAAUUAUUCACCUUUGAGAACUGCUGUAUUAAAAUGCAAUCCCGACAUGGUAGAUACUCUCUGUUCAUUUGGUGCAAAUAUUAUGGCCAAGGAUUCUGCAGGAGCUACACUUAUACAUUGCCUAGCUAAGGGAGACCCCGCGUACAACAGAUCCUACCUUUUUAAAAAUUCCGAAAUUAUUGUUAAUUGUCUAGUACAGCAUGGUUUAGAUAUAGCAGCACUUGGCAAUUCUCACUGCACAGCCUUGCAUGUUGCUGUGCGUCAUAACAAAGCUUCGGCUGCGCUAUUACCAGUACUUAUCAAUGCCGUGAGGGGGAAACUGCGGUUGAUUGUUGCAGCUGGUUCAUCACGUUGGCGAAGGCGUGGUGUCCACGAAGAUGUAAGAUUUCUCUUGUUGCAAGGUGCAGACCAUUCCAUCGUGAAUAAGAAUAGUCUUACCGCAUUGGAUAAAGCUUGGGAAACGUUCAAGAAACCGCUUCGGUAUAGAAGCCAACAAUAUGCUUACAAAUCCGUCAUCAAAUAUUUGACUAUAGCAUUACAAGAUAAAGCUGUGGAAGAUGUAUGGAGAUUGUUUGCCGAUGAUUCUUAG
Botrytis porri is the source of this 3384-nucleotide messenger RNA. RefSeq lists its product as uncharacterized. NCBI's taxonomy places the organism in Eukaryota, Fungi, Ascomycota, Leotiomycetes, Helotiales, Sclerotiniaceae. The record is from RefSeq and is a predicted model, not a curated record. Bases 1 to 3384 code for a protein of 1127 amino acids. Gene Ontology annotation, molecular function: protein binding. The transcript has 5 exons.